Molecule: messenger RNA, 2102 nt
Organism: Aspergillus alliaceus
Lineage: Eukaryota; Fungi; Ascomycota; Eurotiomycetes; Eurotiales; Aspergillaceae
Product: fatty acid desaturase
Exons: 2
Coding region: 180-1802 (540 amino acids)
Biological process (GO): lipid metabolic process
Cellular component (GO): membrane
Molecular function (GO): oxidoreductase activity, acting on paired donors, with oxidation of a pair of donors resulting in the reduction of molecular oxygen to two molecules of water
Source: RefSeq, a predicted model, not a curated record
CCCUAACACGCAGCCCUCAGCAUGAAACCCGGCUACCAAAGAUGGCCCAGCCCCAGCCCCCGACUUCCCACGCUGAAUGGAAUUGCUCGGGCCGUAGACCCAACCAAGCUUAAACAGACGUCUAGAGUCAGACCGUGGUUCACAUCCGCACACACCUCCCCUGCAUCUGUCAUUGCACUAUGGAACAGUCAACCAAAGAUGGGAUCCUGUCACCCAGACAGAUCGAAGCGCUGAUUGCUGAGGGCCAAUCGAUCAUUAUUGUGGACCAGAAGGUGCUUCGUGUUGAUGCGUGGGUUCCGUACCAUCCUGGGGGACUUAAGGCUAUUCAGCAUGUUGUUGGGAAGGAUGCGACGGAUGAAUUUACUGUUUUUCAUUGCGACGAGACGCGGCGGAUGAGUGAGCGAUAUCAGAUUGGGAGGAUUGAGGGGCGAUGGACGAACUUCGUGCCUCCUAUCCAGGGAGGAGUAUUUCGGUCGGCUAGAGACGAAGACGAAGACAAAGAGAUUGUCACCGUAGAUGAAAAGCGCGAAGCAUCCUCGAUCGAGCCCAAAGCCACAGAUGCAGACGCAGACAUCCACAGACGACACCAUCAACCCAGCCCUACAGAGACAACCAUCACCUACACCCAAGACGAAAUAGCCUUCCUGGACACGCGAACCAAAGAAGAAAUCAAACUCACCCUAUCCCAAUACCCACCAUUGGACCCAACAACCCAAGACGAAAUCAUCGCCAAAUACCGCCUCCUACACGAGCAAAUCCAGGCCGAAGGCCUCUACACCUGCAACUACGCAGCCUACCUCUGGGAAUUCCUCCGUUGCUCUCUCCUCUUCGUCACCUCGAUCCUCCUCCUCCACAGGGGCUGGUACAAGACCAGCGCCCUCUUCCUGGGCUGGUUCUGGUCGCAAAUGGUCUUCAUGGCCCACGACGCCGGUCACAUCGCCAUAACCCACAACUUCACAAUAGACAGCCUAAUCGGGAUGCUGAUCGCCGCGCCCAUCGGCGGCCUCUCCCUCGGCUGGUGGAAACGAUCCCACAACGUCCACCACAUCGUAACCAACGCCCCCGAACACGACCCCGACAACCAACACCUCCCCUUCCUGGCCGUAAACCACCGCUUCCUAUCUAGCAUCUUCUCAACCUACCAUGACCGCCCCCUCCCCUACACCUCCGUCGCAAAAUCCCUAGUCCCCUAUCAAGCCUACACUUACUACAUCAUCCUCCUCUUCGGCCGCUUCAACCUCUACCUCCAAUCCUAUCUCUUCCUCUUCAAAGGCCAAGGACCCCGCCAGGGCCCGGCAAAAUGGCACCGCUACUUUGAAAUCGCCGGCGUAGCAAUCUUCUGGACCUGGUUCGGCUACCUCUUCCUCUACAAAUCCCUGCCGGACACUCCCACACGGAUACUCUACCUCCUCCUCAGCCACGGCGUGACAAUGCCCCUGCACGUGCAAUUCACGCUCUCCCACUUCGCGAUGUCGACGACGGAUCUGGGGCCCGGGGAAUCCUUCCCCCAGAAGAUGCUCCGCACCACGAUGGACGUCGAUUGUCCUGAGUGGUUGGAUUGGGUGCAUGGAGGGUUGCAGUUCCAGGCAAUUCAUCAUUUGUAUCCCAGGAUCCCGAGGCAUAAUUUGAGACAGUGUCAGAGGCUGGUUAUGGGGUUUUGUAGGGAGGUGGGGAUUCCGUAUGCGCUUUAUGGGUUUGUGCGGGGCAAUCGGAAGGUGGUCGGGGCUCUGGGGGAGGUGGCUGCUCAGGCGAGGGUUUUGGAGAUGUGUCGGAGGGGGAUGGUGAAGAAGGGGUUGUAUUAGCGGCGAGAUGGUUGGGUGAGGGUCGUCGAGGGGAGUGAUAUGUGGAAGGUUGAUUUCCUAUGGGAACAGGUGGGUCAGGUUUAUUCUGCAUGGCCUGUGGUCAUGUGGAUCUUCUAGAGAUGGACGUAGAGUCGUUCUGUACUUUAUCCGAUUCUUCUGCAUUUACACUAUGCAGGCACUGUACACUGUGUAAACCAGUACUUUUCAUUCAACAGAAUAGACAAAUGACGUGACCUGCGGCUUGAUAAAACCGCUGCAAAUAAUCUGCACGCUAUCAUAAUAGAGGAAUCGUAAUUGCAG